Molecule: messenger RNA, 1269 nt
Organism: Diabrotica balteata
Lineage: Eukaryota; Metazoa; Arthropoda; Insecta; Coleoptera; Chrysomelidae
Source: the annotation of a GenBank genome assembly
AUGAAAAAGUCAGAUGAAAAAGAGCUAGAAUUUUUGCAAAAAAUGAUGGACACAAUAGACUUUUCGGACGAGGAGGAAGCUUUUAGUGCAAGUGAGUCGGAGUAUGAAAAAAACGAGUCAAAGAAUGAGAGUUCAAGUGAUGAGGAUAUUCCUGUCAAGAAAAGGAAGCUCAUGAGGUCUACUAAAAACCAAAAGAAGAUAAAUAUGGAAAAUACCGAUUUGAAUGUUUUUUCCGCUUCCGAUAAGUAUAUCAAUGACACAACAAAAGUUGGAAAGCUUGAACAAUCGUGCAAUGUACCCUCUACUUCCAGAAAUAUUGCCCAUCAAGUAGAAGAUGAACUAUCGGACCAGAAAUCUACUAACGGGAACUCUAGUUCUAUUACUAGUGAAAAUAAUUUGAUUAUAAUACCGUCUCAAAUUGAAAAAGAAUACAUUCAUCCAGUUACGAGUGAAAAUCAUUUGAUUAUACUACCAUCACAAAUUGAAAAAGACUUCCAAAUCGCUAAUAUUUUAAUUUCAAAGGACAUAAAUAGUUCAGCCACUCAAUCAUUCGACAUAAUAAAUCAUGAACCGAACCAAUAUUUACUUCAAGCUAUUUCUAAUACUCCAGAUGAAACGCCAAGCAUUAUAGACAAUAUUCACGCUCCGAAUGGAAGCAUACUACCUCUUGUUAAUUCCAGUCAUCAAGUUGUAUUCAAUCCACCUAUAUCAGAUGAUAGUGAUACAGAACAUAAACUUGUCCCUUAUUCUGAUUCUGACUCAGACUUGCUUUCUGAAAUAAGAAAAAAAGUAGGUCACACCCAAAUGGAGGUGGAUUCUAUGCAUUCCACGUUAGAACGUCAGCUUAAAAAUAAAAUGAUAAACGUGCCAGCUGAAUACAUUUCUAUUGUUAAAAAUUCCCGAAAAUUACCAGUCCCAUAUGUUGUAAAAUAUUUGGAACACACUUUCUUUAAAAAAUUUGAAGAAAUACAAUUUUUUAAAAGCAUUCGCCCAGGAAGUUCUAAAGGAGAUCCUAAGGUAACCGACAUUCGAGCUCUAAGUUAUGAAAGUAAUGGAUCCAUUCUCUAUAAAACUUUUUAUAAGGAUAAAUGGCAACCUUUACCACAAACAAUAUCUUCACAACUCCAUACUUGUAAGACUAGUCAUUUAACGCAAUUGCACCGAAAUAGACGUGAAAUCUCCCUCCGGAAGUUUGAAGACUUGCAGGAAAUCAAAAAGACUUUUCCAUCUGACUAUCAUAAAUAUUAUGAUGAUUUACCUCCUGAGUAG